AUCGCAACGUUAGUGUAGUCAAUGAAAUCGGCUACCUUCACGUCUAGUCUGGCAGAGCAGUUUCCCCGACCGGGAAAACCUACCAAAGCGCCCCUAGCCCAAUGGAAAACCCGCUAUGCUAUUAUUGAUUAUCCCCGAAAAUGGCGGCCGACUUGGAACAUAUGGACGUGACAUUCUGAAUUUUGGCAAUAUGAAAUAUCCGCUCUUGUGUUUUGUCAUCGUGUUAACAUGUAGCUAUUGUGCUUCCGCUGAUAUGGACUUAUAUCCGGAAUCGAAAUAUUAUGGACAAAACGAGCGCAGCGUUUACGAUGAGGCCGACGUGCCCUUAUCAAAUAAGGGAUAUGACUCUGGUGUGGAAGAUUACGAAGACAACACAAAGACGUUUCCCGGUGCGGAUUAUGACAGCCGCAGAUCUGAUGAAGAAGAUUCCGGAGAUUCUGGAAGGAACUCUUUGGACGGUAUUUUGAAAUUCCUCUACAGGAAGCAGAACAAGGGCCUUGAUGGUGCUGAUAAGAGACGUGGUAUCUUUCCCAGAUUACCACAGCAAGCCGAUCCUGAUGGAUACGAAGAUGAAGAUUCUGAUGGAGGCUUCGAUCAGAAAUGGUUGAACGAUGAGAUCGAACGCAACACGCAGAGAAUCCUGCAGAAGUGGCAGGAGACCAGCAGGAAGAAAAUGCUGGAUCAUCUGCAGAACUCGCUCUAUGAUGAUUCAUCGAAGACAUCGAAAUACGAAUCAGGAGAACAUACCACGAGAGAAGAACCAGCGCAUUUCGCUUAUGUUCCACCUGAUCCGAGAUACUACGAAAAGCAGAGUGAAACAAUUUCAGCAACGGAAGCACAACCAAUUUCUUCACCUAUUCAGCAAGGGUCCAACACAGCACGUCCAUCCGACAGCAACAACUCCAUGAAAACUAUAGAAGCUCCAUUGCGUAGAGAUCACACCUACAUCGAGGAUGCCUCCAGAAGUCACUAUCGUCAAGAUCUGACUCUUGGAAGGUCGGCUGGUGAUGUUGUUGUCCAACACAAAACCCUAGAUAGUGAUUCGACUGGACUCUACAUCAUAGCCAUUGUGGCAGGAAUCAGUGCCGCUGCAACGGUUGGUUUGAUCGCAGUUGGCAUUGGAUGGUACAACCUUCAGAAGCACGUCAAGAAUGCUACGGACGUAGACUAUCCAGCUUAUGGGGUAACAGGCCCUAACAAAGACGCGUCUCCUUCGAACGAUAGGAGACUGGCUCAAUCUGCUCAAAUGUACCAUUACCAACAUCAGAAACAACAGAUAAUUGCUAUGGAGAAAGCAGCAAAUGGUGAUCGUCAUGGUUCUGUGUCAGACGCAGACACAGAUGAGGAGAAUGAAGAAGGAGAUUACACUGUGUAUGAAUGUCCUGGAUUAGCACCAACUGGUGAAAUGGAGGUUAAGAAUCCCUUAUACCAAGACGACCCUACCCCAGCACAAACUCCUCAAAUUAAACACGGGAACAAGGAAUAAACAGCCUGGAGAAUAGGUUCUUAAAAUAUCUAUUUCUAUCUAUUUAGCACUCACCUGAACUUCGAUAAUUUAUUCUAUAAAACUACUGAUUCGUGAUCAUUCCUGAUCGAAGAAACUCCAGAAUUUUUCCUCAUUAUUAUCAUCAAAACUUCCAAGGAUAUCGGUUCAGUUUAUCACAUGAGUUAUUUCGAGAGCACCGAGAACACCACCAAUAAAAAGAAUUUUCAUUGUCAUAAAAACUUACUUGAAUGCUGGUGAAGCAUUGAAAAAAAGAAUUAUUUCUUUGUAAUUUUGCCAUCACUUUACAAGACGAUGAAAAAGAUGGAAUUAGUGACUCUCCAAAUUAAAGUGCUUCUGAAUUAAUGUCAAAACUCCAUAUUGCACCCAAUUUAAGGGAUGUGGAAGAAUAAAGACUUUUUUAUUGUGUUUACAUCAAUACGUUCGAUUGAAUGUGUAGUAACUUCAGUUGAUAUACUGUGUUAUAGUUUAUUUAAAUAUUUUAAAGAUGUUGAUUAUUUCAAAGACCAUAAGAAAUUAUAUUAUAGAUCGUAAACAUCAUGUAGAAUUAUAUGAAAGAAUAUAUAGUGAAUCGAGUAAGUUAUUUUUGUCUCCUAGCAAGACUUCCCUUGAAGUUUGUAGAAGAAUUGUGUAAAAAUAUAUAUAUUUAUACGA
Coccinella septempunctata (seven-spotted ladybird) is the source of this 2158-nucleotide messenger RNA. RefSeq lists its product as uncharacterized. Bases 116 to 1486 code for a protein of 456 amino acids. The record is from RefSeq and is a predicted model, not a curated record. Lineage: Eukaryota; Metazoa; Arthropoda; Insecta; Coleoptera; Coccinellidae. The transcript has 7 exons. Gene Ontology annotation, cellular component: membrane.